Urocitellus parryii (Arctic ground squirrel) is the source of this 3797-nucleotide messenger RNA. It is a transcript of the gene Api5, whose product is annotated as apoptosis inhibitor 5. Gene Ontology annotation, cellular component: nucleus. The record is from RefSeq and is a predicted model, not a curated record. NCBI's taxonomy places the organism in Eukaryota, Metazoa, Chordata, Mammalia, Rodentia, Sciuridae. Gene Ontology annotation, molecular function: RNA binding. Gene Ontology annotation, biological process: negative regulation of apoptotic process.
GUCUUUACGUAGACGUUGGGGGCGGGGCCGCUGUGCGCGGUGACUGGCGGCGGCACUGGCGGCAGCUGGAGGCGUAAUAGUUCGGGUCUUGAGCUUGGAGAAGUUCCGAGGCGGCGGUGGCGCCGGCGGCGACUUCGACAGCAGGAGCGGGCCGCGGGCUUGUCGCUCACCAUGCCGACGGUGGAGGAGCUUUACCGCAACUAUGGCAUCCUAGCCGAUGCCACGGAGCAAGUGGGCCAGCAUAAAGAUGCCUAUCAAGUGAUAUUGGAUGGCGUGAAAGGCGGUACAAAGGAAAAACGAUUAGCAGCUCAGUUUAUUCCUAAAUUCUUUAAGCAUUUUCCAGAAUUGGCUGAUUCUGCUAUCAAUGCACAGUUAGACCUCUGUGAGGAUGAAGAUGUAUCAAUUCGACGCCAAGCAAUUAAAGAGCUGCCUCAAUUUGCCACUGGAGAAAAUCUUCCCCGAGUGGCAGAUAUACUGACCCAACUUUUGCAGACAGAUGACUCUGCAGAAUUUAACUUAGUAAACAAUGCCCUGUUAAGUAUAUUUAAGAUGGAUGCAAAAGGAACUUUAGGUGGCUUAUUUAGCCAAAUACUUCAAGGAGAGGACAUUGUUAGAGAACGAGCUAUUAAAUUCCUAUCUACAAAACUGAAGACUUUACCAGAUGAAGUCCUAACAAAGGAAGUAGAGGAGCUUAUCCUAACUGAAUCCAAAAAGGUCUUGGAAGAUGUGACUGGUGAAGAAUUUGUUCUGUUCAUGAAAAUACUAUCUGGGUUAAAAAGCUUACAGACAGUGAGUGGAAGACAGCAACUAGUAGAGCUUGUGGCUGAACAGGCCGACCUAGAACAGACCUUCAACCCCUCAGAUCCUGACUGUGUGGACAGGCUCUUACAGUGCACGCGGCAAGCAGUACCCCUCUUCUCUAAAAAUGUUCAUUCCACAAGAUUUGUGACUUAUUUCUGUGAGCAAGUUCUCCCUAACCUCAGUACCUUGACUACCCCUGUGGAGGGUCUUGAUAUACAGUUAGAGGUAUUAAAGUUGUUGGCAGAAAUGAGUUCAUUUUGUGGUGACAUGGAGAAGCUAGAAACAAAUUUAAGGAAACUAUUUGAUAAGUUAUUGGAAUAUAUGCCUCUUCCUCCAGAAGAAGCAGAAAAUGGGGAGAAUGCUGGUAAUGAAGAACCCAAGCUGCAGUUCAGUUAUGUGGAAUGUUUGUUGUACAGUUUUCAUCAGUUGGGCCGAAAACUUCCAGAUUUCUUAACAGCCAAACUGAAUGCAGAAAAGCUCAAAGAUUUCAAAAUCAGGCUGCAAUACUUUGCACGGGGCUUACAGGUUUAUAUUAGACAACUUCGCUUGGCUCUUCAGGGUAAAACAGGCGAGGCCUUAAAAACAGAAGAGAAUAAGAUUAAAGUUGUUGCGUUGAAAAUAACGAACAAUAUCAAUGUUUUAAUCAAGGAUCUCUUCCACAUUCCUCCUUCAUAUAAGAGCACAGUAACAUUAUCCUGGAAACCUGUACAGAAGGUUGAGAUAGGGCAAAAGAGAGCUAAUGAAGAUACAACUUCAGGUUCACCACCCAAGAAAUCUCCAGCAGGACCAAAAAGGGAUGCCAGGCAGAUUUAUAACCCCCCCAGUGGGAAAUAUAGCAGCAAUUUGGGCAACUUUAAUUAUGAGCAGAGAGGAGCCUUCAGGGGAAGUAGAGGUGGCCGAGGUUGGGGAACCCGAGGAAAUCGUAGUCGAGGAAGACUCUACUGAGUAAGAUAUCACAUUCUUCAGCAUUGUCAUGAGCUUAAUAUACUUAAAUUCUACUACUCAUUGGAUUGCCGGGGAUGUCCCUUUAAGGACUGCUGCCUUCAGCUAAAAACUUAAUGUUCUUUAUACCUUUGUAUGUAUGAUCUACUUUUGUAAUAGACCAUGGUUAUGUCCAAGGUAAAACCUCAAUAAUAUUUUUGGAUGCUUUGUCCACAAUCUUGACUUGUUUUUCCAAUAUCAUCAUUAUUCGGACUUCAUAUUGUGAAUCUUUUUGCUUUUAAACAUCUUGAUAACUUGUUAUUGAGAACUUUUGAGUCUAAAAUGUAAUGAAAUUCAAUUUUGUUCUGAUAUAUGGUAAAGAUCAUCAGUUUUGAAAGGUUACUGAUUUUCCUCUCCCCUCUUAGUUUUUUGCCCAGUAUAUGGAGAAGAGUAAUGGUCAAUCUUAACAUUUUUUCACUGUUUUUUAAUAAAGCUGCUAGGCAAUGGUGCAGCAUUUCCACCUACUACUGUCACAAACACAAAAUACUUACCAGCUUUCUUAAAAUGUAGAAAUGAUAAUGCAUUUUUAGGAGGAAGUAAGUUGCUUUGCACUGCUUACACUGUGCUCUUCUCCAUAUAUUGCGAUAUAGCUUUUGAAUAUGGGAUCUUACUAUUCGAAUAGAAAUGUGUAUGUAUGAUAUACAUAUACACGUACAUAAGCAUAUGUAUGUGUACGUGUGUAUAUAUAUAUAUGCAUGCCGUGAAACUUGAGUACACAAAAAUCAAUAUUUUAAAUUCCAGGAACGGGUAGUCUUUGACACGGUGAUUAUCCUUUUGAGGCUAAAUCCACUAUUCACUUGUUAUCUAGGGUUUUACUUCCAGURGAGAGGAAUUUUGAGUCAGUUGCACUUACAUGAUUAUUGUUAUUUAAAACUAAAAAUAAAGGCUGUAUAUUCAAAGAUAAAAUGUGGAGAUCCCUGUUGGUGAAAUACAGCCAAAUGUGAUGUACAUAUAGAUUUUCACAGGAUGACAUAGCAUAAUUUAGGAUUUGGAGAUUUAAUAACCAGGGCUACCAAGGAAAAAAUGAAUUGAUAACAUAGAACCAAUAAGUAAGGGAUGCUCUCUUGGUUUGCUUUUGCCACUUUCAAGAUUUUAACUUCUCAGGUUAUUAACCAAAUUAUUGUAUAAGUUAGGUAAUAGAGAAUCUUUAGGUUAAAAAACAGAUGGGAGGUUUGUGGAGUGUCUAAUGUCAUGGGCAUUUUUAAUAGCAUAGACCCUUUGCUCUGCAUUUGAAUGUUUCAUAUAUUUUUGUUCCACAGUUAAUCUUCCCUUCCCAAGUUUGCUAUUCAAAUCAAAUGCCACAAUGACAUUUCUAGUAGUUUAAUGUAUUUUUUGAGGAAUAGUUUGUGAUUCCAAUGCAGGUGUCUUUGUUACCAUUAUUCUACACUGGGAAGAAAGCAAAACCCCUGUUAGAAUUACUGUACAUGUUUAUGAGGAAAGUAUUUUUUAAAAGGCUAGAAUGAUACAAGUGAGCAUUAAGAAGUUGGUCAGCUUAACUGUGGAAUGGUGGCAAUAAUCUAAACAUUCCAAAGACUGAGCUGAACCUAAGCUCCCUUGGAAUCUGAACAGACAUAGGAACAUGGAAUUACCAUUUGAAAAUUAACCAGCUAGUCUGGACCUCAGAGACAGAUCAGCCAGUGGCCUAAAGCCAUUUCAAGGACAAACUCUAUUGGAAAUACAGCUAUAUAAAUUUGAACAUUAAAUGUAUUUUUCCCUUCUCUUUUUUAAAGCAUAUUUGUAAACUCAAAGCUGAGCAGAAGUGACUUGACUUCGAGUUUUGAUACUGAGUUGACUAUGUUCCUUCCCUCACCACCUCAUCGUUCUACUUCCCAUUCCUAAGGCAAUAGAUACCAACUUAGGGUUGUUUUAUUGUUGUUGUUGUGUUGUUUUUCUUCAUAACUUUGAAAAACUUCAUGCCAUGGAUAGUUUUUCUUUUGCAAGACACCUGUUUAUCACCUUGUUUAAAUGUAAAUGUUCCCUUAUGCUUUUGAAAUAAAUUUCCUUUUGUAAUUUUG